AUGACUUCGUUGCUUGCUCAAGAAAUUCGCCUUUCUAAAAGACAUGAAGAAAUAGUAUCACAAAGAUUAAUGUUACUUCAACAAAUGGAGAAUAAAUGUCUAGAUGAAAACAAGGAAAAGGCAUCUCAGAUACAAGCAGCUCAAACUGCUCUUAAAAGGAACCUUAGUCUUUUAAAGGAUAUAGAAGCAGCAGAAAAGUCUCUACAGACCCGGAGUCACCCAAUUCCAUCACCAGAGGUGGUUUCUCUUGAGACUCUUUACUGGGCAUCAGUAGAAGAAUAUAUUCCCAAGUGGGAACAGUUUCUUUUAGGAAGAGCACCAUAUCCGAUCGGUGUUGAAAAUGAAAAUGAAGCAGAAAAAUACCACUCAAAAUGA
This is a messenger RNA of Puma concolor (puma), 375 nucleotides long. The record is from RefSeq and is a predicted model, not a curated record. Lineage: Eukaryota; Metazoa; Chordata; Mammalia; Carnivora; Felidae.